UCGCCUUCUUCAAGUUGGCACUUUGAAAAUGUCCCUGCCGUUUGCCCGGGAAAGCAGAGGUCGCCGGGGUCCCGCCUCGGCCUGUCUCCGACCGGGGCUUCCCUUUGCGCCCAAGACCCGCUAGAGCGCGCCGGAUCCCGGCCUGGGAAAGCUCUUUUCCCCGCGUUGCUCCUGCUCCUGCUCCUGCUCCCGCUCCUCCAUGCCCCGGCGCCAGCCAUGCUUCUCCGGCUCCUGCUGCUCGCCCUGCUCGGCCUGGACCGGGCGCCGCGACCGGGAGGCGUCCCGACGGCUUGGGGAGCCUCGGAGGCGCGCGGCCCGCACAGGGAUCCGCCGCUCGGAGGUGCCGAGGACGCGGGUGCCGAGGGAGACCCGUGGUGCCCGUACAAGGUGCUGAGCGAAGGCCCCGACGGCGGCGGAGGAGCAUCGGGGGCGCAGGGCGGGCGCCUGUGUUUCCGCAGCCGGGCGAGGGGCUUCCAGUGCGCGCCGCGGAGCUGCAAAGCGCACCGCUCGCCCGGGCGCGCCCUGCUGGCCAACGUGCUCCUCAACGGCAGCGUCCUCCUGCAGUGGGGCUGGCCUCCCCUGCUGGCCGAGGGAGAAGAAGACGGCGACGACGAGGGAGCUGAAGCUCCCGCCCCCUCGGCCGAUGUCGGCCUGCUGCGCGGCUUCUCGCUCUCGUGCUCGUGGGAAGGCGCCUACACGCGUUUCCAGUGCGACCGCGUCCAGCUAGGUGCCGCUUGCCGGGACUACCUGCUGCAGGACGCGCACGGCAGCGUCCGCUACCGCCUCUGCUUGCAGCCCCUCUUCGCCGCCUCUGCCGCCUCUGCCAACGGCACCGAUCCUGAUUCCGCUGCUGCUGCUGCUCCUCCUCCCCGGUGGCCUCCGGAAUGCGUGGAGUUCACCGUGGAGCCGGCCGGCAUGCGGGAGAUCGUGGUCGCCAUGACGGCCGUCGGGGGGUCCAUCUGCGUCAUGCUCGUCUUCAUCUGCCUCCUGGUCGCCUAUCUCACCGAGAACCUCACGCCCCCCGCCGCGCCCGCCGACAAGAGGGGAAACUGAGGCGGCCACCCAAGGCGGGGGUUAAGCCCCGACGAGCGCGCAGUGAGACCCUGGCUGCCCUAGGGUGGACGGGGGAGGAGAGCCCCAGCGAGCAAAGCAACCUUUGAGCGUGCGCAUCAUGCCGAGGACGCACAGCUAUGAUCCCUGCUCCGAAUUACUUUAUGUAAUUACGGGAGUAAGCCAUAACGGGGUGUAGCAUCGGAAGCCCCCCCUUUCAGAUUGGUUUCAAAUCGGAGGGGGGACCUGUGUGUUGAGAUUCUUGCAUUGCAGGGAGUGGGUUAGAGGACUCUGGGGUGCCUUCCAAUUCUGCAAUUCUAGUAUUCUUUCAGGUUUGCUUGGCCAUAAAGCCCCCCUUCCCCGGGACUGCUUUCUGAGUAAGUCUGCCCAGAAGGAAGGAGCUGUGCAGGUGGGAUUCCCUUCACAUUUACUUGGGAGCAAGUCUGGACUUUAACUGGCGAGCUGAUCCAGUUGCAAAUUAGGGCUGCAAAGGGUCUUGGCCUGAUUGGGGAAGCACUUCUUUUCAAAAUCCUUUUAGCUCAGUUAAAAGGGUGCCUUCUUUGGAUUAAUGCCACACUUCUAAAAAUAUAUAUAUUUAGGUUAAUUUCUAAUAUUCCUCCUCUUCUCACACAUCCAGGAAUGCUUCUUCCAACAAGAGACAUGACCUUCUUUCUCUCCCCACCCCCUUUUAACUGCAAAUUUAAUUGGCUGACCAUUUAAUCAAUGAAAACUCAUAGGAUAAAUUGACAUGAGGGUCUUCUAGAUUACUUGUUUAUGUUGCAUUCAUCCUGAUUCGUUUGCAGGGUGGUUAGACAAUGCCUCAAAGGAAGUGUUGCCUUUCCAGUGUGUUUUCACUGUUACUUUCCUUAUUGCAAAAACUCCAGUCUUUGGGGGAAGCAGGUUUGCUGUGCAAGACCUCCCCACUAUAAUUAACCAGGCGGUAGGUAGCCCAAUGGUAGAGGAUCUGCUUUGCAUGCAGAAGGUCCCAGAUUCAAUCCCUGACGUCUCCAGGAAGGGCUAGGAAUGUCUCCUGUGUCUAAAACCCUGGAUUACUGCUGCCAGUUGGUGUUGCCAAUACUGGGCUAUAUGGACCAAGAGUCAGCUUCCUGCAUUUCUAGAGCCUGAAUUUGCUGGCAUGUGAUUGGACCCCGCUCAAAUAGAGCAACAGUCUGGAAGCACCCUAAGAUAGGUGAACUGGUUAUGAGGGUGAUGGUAGAGUGCACUGGACCUACCCUUUCUGUUGGGGGGCAAGGAGAGAGGGAGGCUCCCUUCUGGUCCUCUCUGGCUAGAGACCUUUGGGGGCGCCCAGGGCUCAUCUCCACACCUGUGCACAUCACAUGACAACUGCACCAUCAAGUGACGACCUGACUUGGAUUUAUGGAAUGCAGGUCAAUUGCUACCUAAUAGGAAGUCCACUUGCUCCAGCUCACUUUGCUGUCAGUGGUGUGAGCUCCCCAUUCACUGCCUUUUCCUGUCUCUUUGAGAAAUUUGUAGGUAAAGUUCCACAUGCUCUGUUAACCCCUCACUGACUUCACUCAUGCAGAUGUUGAAUUUUAAAUAGGCUUCUCCUUUUUUGGGGGGGAGCAGCCUUUUGGGGUGAGAAGUGGUGCAAAAUGACUCCAGUCUUGGAGAUCCCAGGGAUAGGGACCAUGUCUGUGGGGCUGCUGGCUGUUAGGAAAGAGACUACGGUAGUGUCUGCUCUGGGAGCAGGAAGGGAAGAAGAGGGGAAGCUAGGACCAAGUGAGUGGGUGAGCAGCAAUUUAAGGGCUAGCUGAAGAUGAAGCUGGGAACAGCUGUGAUGGAACAAAGCAAUCGCUGGCUGUGCAUACAUUUUUCCCUCCCCAAAGAAUCCUGGGAACUGUAGUUUGUUAUGGGUGCUGGGAAUUGUAGUGCUGUGCAAGGUAAACUGCAGUUCCCAGGUUUCUUGGAGUGGGGUAUGCUUUAAAGCAGGCAUCCCCAAACUUCGGCCCUCCAGAUGUUUUGGUCUACAAUUCCCAUCAUCCCUGACCACUGGUCCUGUUAGCUAGGGAUCAUGGGAGUUGUAGGCCAAAACAUCUGGAGGGCCGCAGUUUGGGGAUGCCUGCUUUAAAGGCACUUUGUGUAUGCAGCCUCUGUUUCUUCCUCGUUCAGAAGUCUGUUCUGAAUGCCAAAGCUCGGGUGGUGUAGGAAGUUCAGGAAUAAACGCAAAGUGCCCCUGAGUGUGUGCAGAGUCCACUUCUCUCCGAGCUAAGCACCAGUUCCGUCCACCAGCUGGUUGGGGAAGUUGGACACCUUCAGAAAAAGUAUAGAAGCAUUUCUCCACAGCACCUGGCCCCGUUGAAGCAAAGUAGGGUUGCCUCCAUCGCAUCAGCUUUAGCUCAGAGACACACCUGGACCGGUCCAAAAUAUGCAUCUUCUCAUCCAUCAUGUCUGGGACUUGUUAGCCUGCAUCUGGACCAUAGAUGGAACAGAUGCCUCAAUUAAGGAGAACCAGGCACCUCUCUUCCCCAGGAGCUGAGCUGAAUUGUUGAAGCAGAAAACCCCAGAACUCAAAUGUGAGAAUCUGCUGUCUGAAUUUUUGAAGUUUAGAAAAUGCUAUGUUUCAAGCAUCCUUUAAAAAUACGAUCACAAAGCAAUUUUUUCUAUGCUAUCGUAAUCCAGCGCCUGCUUAGACGGCGGACAGCAUGUAGCAAUGAGCACAUGUGGGGGUGGCUCUAGGUUUUUUCCCCAAACCUUUGACCUUCAGCACAAAGAAGUAUAGGUUCUUCUUAAAAAAUAAGGGGGGGGAGUGGUUUUCAGGUUUUAUAUAUGGGGGGGAAAUGAAUUUGAAGUCAUUUGUUUCAAUUUGUUGUCAAACAUUGUUCCGUGUCUAACCGUUCUCAAAUAGCUUUAGAGGGAGAUAGAGGCUUCCUUGAAACUGGAGUUUCUCAGAGAUGAAAUCCAGGUUUCAAAAGGAUUUUAGAAGCAUAAUAUGAGUUAGACUAGGGGUGGCUAAGACUUCUGGAUGUCCCUGAGUUUUAGCUUGCAUCAUUGCUGGCUUGGGCCAUCCAGGUGUCGCUGAACUACAUACAAUUCCCACCAUCCCUGGCUAUUGACCAUGCUUGCAGGGACUUAUGGGAGUUGUAGUCCAACAUCAGUCAGAGGGCACCAGGUUGACCGUCCCUGUGGUCAGACUUUGAAUUAAAGCAGAUGUGGGAAACUUGUGGCCCUACAGACAUUGCUGGACUAAAGCUCCCAUCCUCCCUUGCAAAUGUGGCCAUAGCCAGGGAAGAUGGGAGUUGUAGUUCAGAGACACCUGGCGAGCCAGAGAUUUCCCACACCUGCUUAAAAUAAGAUUGGUAAUAGUCAGCAGUUCUGUUGCUCUGUUUGCUGAAUUUUCCCUGGGUUGGUUUCAAGGGAGGAAAAACUUUCAUCUCACUCAGGUGCUUAGAUAUCGUUUUCUGUUUCUGUGAUGGGAAAACGUAACACAGUGGUGAAAUGGAGGGGGGAGCCGAGAUGCUCAUUUGAUCAGACUUGCUUGUUUGUGAAUUUUCUGCUUUAGUUGAAAGUCCUGCAUCGCCGGGGGUUGGACUAAAUGUCCCUCGGUGUCCCAACGCUACAGUUCUAUUAAAUGGUCGCUCUAGGGCAAGGAUAGGAAAUCUGUGGGCCUCCAGAUAUUGUUGGACUAGUGCCGCACACUACCCGAUGUGUUUAUCUAUCUACUACCCACUGUAAGGUCCUUCUGCAGGUCACAACAAUACAAAAAUACAGUAUUGAAAUCAGUUAAAACAAUUGGCAAGCGGAAGAACAGGGUGGAGAAAUCUCUAUUGGGCCAAGUUUGGGGACCUCCCAGGUAUGCGGCACCAGUGAAAAAGCCCUCCUCGUGUGCCCGCUUGCAACUAAGCAUCAGGCCGUGGCGAUAAAUAACUGGACUCCAUUAGUAGUGCCCUUAUCAGGCAGUGAAGAAGAAGGUGAUUUUGCAGGUAAUCAGCUCCAGAGUUAUUUGGGGCUUGGUUCACAAGGAGCAGACCCUUAAAACUGGUUUGGUGGCUAAAUAGGCGUGGAGCCUGACUUUGUUCCCAUUGGGAUAGCUCAGUUGGUGGAGCACGAGACUCGUAAUCUCAGGGUCAUGGGUUCAGUUCCCCAUCCUUGCCUGGCCUUGAGGAGGAAGAGCAGGGGUUGAUGCUCAUUUAAAGGACCCGGAGUCUGAAAAGUGGAAACGUGAAGCGCAGUGGAGGCUGGCCCCUUGGGGCAAAUGAGGCAGUGCCCCACUAACCACUGGCUGCCCUCCGCCGGGCUGUUCCCACCUCCCUGCCUUCUUACAAUCAGUCCCUGGCUGGCGGCCUCUUACCGCUUGUAAAACUCAAAAGGGAGGAAGAUGGGGCAAGACUUGCCUGCCAUUGCCUUUGACUCCCCCCUAGUGUUGGCCUCCUACAUUUCAGCCCAACAGGCACCAGACAUCGUCACCAAAGCGUUGAGAACCUUUAAUAAGCAUGAUGUAAAAUUGACUUCAGU
Molecule: messenger RNA, 5523 nt
Organism: Zootoca vivipara (common lizard)
Lineage: Eukaryota; Metazoa; Chordata; Lepidosauria; Squamata; Lacertidae
Source: RefSeq, a predicted model, not a curated record